AACGAAAUUUUUUUUUCAGAUGAUGAGAGUUCUUGUGUUAUUAUGUCUAUGUUUUACCAUUUGUGUUGGUCAGAAUCGACGUUGCUCAUCGCCAUCCAAUGAAGACAUUAAACCAUGCACAUGCAUGCAAGACUCUGGAAACAGACUAUAUAUUUAUUGCGAAGGACUUAGCUCAUUAGACGAGUUACGCAGCGCCGUAAAAGGAAUGAAAAAUUUAAAAAUUGACACUUUGGAAUUGUCUAAAUCGAACAUUGGCACUCUUCCUGCUGACAUUUUCAAAGAUGUAGAAAUACAAAUUUUGACUAUCAAGUUUACCACUCUCACUAGCCUCAGUGAAAGUCUUAAUCGACCCCCUUAUUUAGGACUUGAGAGCUCCCUUGAAAAAAUUGAAAUAAGAGAUUGUUUCAUUGAUGACAGUAAUCCACUUACAAGAUUGUCAUUUGCUCACUUGAAAAAAUUGUCUGUUAUUCAACUUGAAGGCAACAUUAUUCCAACUAUAGGUAAUGAUAUGUUUGAGAGUGGACCGUAUGGAGUAAAAGAACUGUAUCUCCUGCAAACAGAUACUAAAAUCCUGGGAAGUCAUGCAUUCUCUUCGUUGCCGAAUCUUCGAAAAAUCAGUCUUACAGGUGGAGCCUUUGAGCAGAUUUCACGAAAAGUUUUCCCUGAACCAGCUACAUUCCUCGAAUCGAUAGAUUUAAGGUGAGUUUUAUUUUAGCAU
Messenger RNA from Parasteatoda tepidariorum (common house spider), 718 nucleotides. The record is from RefSeq and is a predicted model, not a curated record. NCBI's taxonomy places the organism in Eukaryota, Metazoa, Arthropoda, Arachnida, Araneae, Theridiidae.